Molecule: messenger RNA, 4978 nt
Organism: Mugil cephalus (flathead mullet)
Lineage: Eukaryota; Metazoa; Chordata; Actinopteri; Mugiliformes; Mugilidae
Product: kinesin-like protein KIF27
Exons: 15
Coding region: 226-4143 (1305 amino acids)
Biological process (GO): mitotic spindle organization; microtubule-based movement
Molecular function (GO): microtubule binding; ATP binding; microtubule motor activity
Source: RefSeq, a predicted model, not a curated record
CCGAGAAGCGACAACAAACCAGACGGGACGAAGUAAAGAAGAUGAACAACAACAACACGAAAAGUGACGGAGAGCAUAAAUAAACGUGUGGAACCAAUACCAGGCGGGUUGUUUUCAUAAGUUUCAGUCAACUGGCUCGUGUUCCUUCCCAAUUAAACAAGUUUGAGGGCUCAGACAACUCAGCUGGGAACAAGUUAAACUUACGGUACUGUUUACUUCACGGUCAUGGGCGAGGAGUGUGUCCGGGUGGCGCUCCGUAUUCGCCCUCUGCUGCCCAAAGAAGUCCUGCACCACCACCAGGUGUGUGUGCGGGCGGUGCCGGGCUCCGGGCAGGUGAUGCUCGGCACGGACCGACUCUUCUCUUUUGACCACGUGUUUGGACCGACAGCCAGCCAGGACGAGGUGUACGAGUCCGGCGUCCAGCCCCUGGUGGAGUCCCUGGUCGACGGUUACAACGCAACCGUCUUUUGCUACGGACAAACGGGGUCAGGCAAGACACACACACUCGGAGGUGGGGCCCGGGAUGAAGAUGGGGGAAUUAUCGAGCGCGUGGCCCAGGAUGUGUUCUUGUUUCUGGAGGACAAGAGGAGCAGCAGUGAUGGCGUAGAGGCCACGGUGCAGGUUUCAUAUAUGGAGCUGUACAGGGAGGAACUACGAGACCUGCUGGAGCUGCACACUGUUCACAAAGAGCUUCAUAUCAGAGAAGAUGAGAGGGGAAACACGGUGGUGGUGGGAGCCAGAGAGGUGGUUGUCACCUCAGCGGAGGAGCUGCUCAGCGUUCUGGAGAUGGGAAACGCUCUCCGUCACACGGGCACCACGGGAAUGAAUGAGCACUCCAGUCGUUCCCACACCAUCCUCACCCUCCAGGUCGUCCUAGGUUGCCACAGAAACGCCUCGUCCGUGAAGUCUUUCCGCUCCUCCAAACUCUGUUUGGUCGACCUGGCAGGUUCGGAACGUGCUGGAAAAACUGGAAACACUGGGACGCGACUCAAAGAGUCUGUUCAUAUCAACACAGGCCUGCUCGCCCUGGGCAAUGUCAUCCGUGCCCUCUCUGACCAUGGUCGCAAUCGCCGUGGCAACAGCUGCAGCAGUGCACACGUACCGUACCGUGAUGCCAAGAUCACCCGUCUUCUUCGCGAUUCAUUGGGAGGCACAGCGCACACGCUGAUGGUGGCAUGUGUAAGCCCUUCCCACCACUUUGUAGCGGAGACUCUGAGUGUCCUGCAGUUUGCGUCAAAGGCUCGUCACAUUAGGAACCGUCCGGGAGCAACGGCUUCUCACACAGAGGUUAAAUCAUGCCCCGCAGCCUGGCACCCUGGCGAGGCUCGACUGGGUGAGCUGGAGUUUGAAGUACAGACGCUGAGAGAGCUUCUGAAAGAGAAGGAGAGAGAGGUGCAGAUGGAAAGAGAAAAGGCGCGGGCAGGAGGUGAAGAGGAGGACAAACAGUCCAGUCAAAUCAGGGAGCCAUCAUCUGAACCAGAUAAGAAGAUGAGCCAAAAGGAACUGUCACAGUUACUCCUCUUAGCACGGGAAGCUGCAGCUCUUCUUGAUGAAAGCUCUUCUCCGAGCGUUUCUUUCAGGCAGCGACUGCAAGACUGGCAGGAGAGACUGACAGCUGCCAAUCAGUCAAUUCAAAGGGGUGAUGAGGACUGUUCAGAGGAGGAGGGAGAGCAACAUGGCCAUGUCACUAUUUUAAAACUCAGAGAAGAGCUUAAAAAAUGCCAGGAAGUUCUUGAUAUAAAAGAGCAGCUGCUGGAGCAGAGAGAUGCAGAACUGAGACAGUUACAAAAAGAAGUGAAGGAACUUCUUGAAGAGAGAAAAACCCACCUCACAGCCUCGGAGGAAGCAAAAGAGCGUGUUCGUAUACAGACCGAACACCUGAUCAACCAGCAGAUUCUGAUCGAUCGCCUUCGCAGCGACCUCCUGACCUUUCAGGGCGCAGACUCCGGAGCAGCAAUGGAAGCAGGACAUAAUGUUGAGAGCUCAGACAAGAGACCCCAGAGUGUCCCUCUGGUGAGACACAGCAGUGUCCACAGGCCUCCCAGGAAGAUUCACUCCAGCCCACCGGCCUAUUCACUGGAGAGGGUGAUGGCAGCUUUUAAGAUGCGUGGCCAUCUCCUGCUGGCCGAGAUUGAGGAAAAGGAUGAAGUGUACUGUCCAUUCAUAAAACGAGAGGCUGAGAGCGACGGCAAGGGUCAAGAGAAGGAGGCGAAUGGCAAUUUUGUGGGCGGAACUGGAUUUAGGCGUUCUUUAAACCGAACUUGGACCAGUCGGCAGAAGAAGUCACCUCCAAAAUACAAAAACCCCGAACCUGACCGAACAUGUUAUGGAAACCAGAAGCCUCAAGGAGCCACAGGCACAGAGGAAAACCAGCUCAAACAAAACCACGUGAGGAAGCUGGGAAUAAGAACCAGCGUUACCGAGAGAAGGAUCCAAGAUCUGUCAAUCAACAUGCGCAUGAAAGAGCAGCUCAUCAAAGAGCUCGACAAAACUGAAAAGGAAACUCGAGCAGUGGACCGGCAUGGCAGGAGCAGUGGUGAUGGCAGGGAAGAUGUCGCGCUGGCGAGACUUUCCAUGCAGAGCCAGCAGGUGCGAGAACAGAUGUACCACAGCCUGCAGCACAUGAGACUGCAGAGGGCACGGCUUCAGACCAGCCUCAGGGAGCUGAGUGAGCCCAGAGACAACAGCAAAGACCUCCACCAAAACGGGAGCCAAAAUGCAGGACAUUCGAGUGUGUGCAAAGACUCUCACUUAGAAGAGACAAACAAAAAGCUGUGGGACAGUAGUUGGCUGGAAGAAGAGGAGGAGCUGGUUCUUCAGAAGAGAGCACAGCUGCAGGAGCUGGAGGAGGAGCUGAGGAGGAGAGAAGAGGUGCUCCUCCGCAGAGAGGCCUGCCUGCGACAAAAAAGCAAACUAGAGACCAAGAUGCUGCGCUCCAGUCAGGCCUUGAGUCAGGACCUGCUGCGUGUGUCGACGCAGUUGGAGUCUCUGGAGGAGAAGCUGCAGAGGAGCGACAGAGUGAGGAAGACUGGAGGAGUCACCAUAGAGGAACUGGAGAGAGAAAGAGACAUACUCAAAAAGAGAAGAGACGCUCUGGACGUCCAGCUGAAGGACAACAGAGUGCUCACGCUGGAGGAGGAGCAUUCCCUUCUGCAGCUGGAGGAAGCUAUCGAAGCUCUGGAUGCAGCUCUGGAGUUUAAGAAUAAGUCGAUCCAGGACAGACAGAAGAAGCUGUUAAUCCCUGACUCUUCUUUGAAUCAGUCCCAAAGCAGUGACCUCUGUGAUGUCAUCAGGAAGCUGAAGAUGCUGUCACCACCUGAGGUCUUGGAGCUGCUCAUUAAAUAUUUCAAAAAGGUCGUUUGUCUUCGUGAGGCUGAGCGGCAUUUGCAUUUGCGUUGUGAAGAGCUGGAGCUUCACGCUGGAGAGCAGGAGGUGGUGCUAAGGGAGAUGGAGGCCGCUAUGCAGCGUCUGGUCCUGGAUGCAGACCGCAGACUUACCCAACAACACAGAGAUCACCAGAACAACAUCCAGCUGCUGCUACAGAAACUUAAAGAGAGCGUUUCAGGGGAGGCAGAGAAGUGUAAAGAAGACAGAGUGCAGCAUCUAGAGAAAGAGCUGUUUUUCUACAAAAGCACCAGUCGACAGCUCAAAAUGAAACUCAAAGAGCUCCUCAGCGGUUCCCUACGCCCUGAUGACCAGUCCUCACACCCACAGGAGCCCAGACCCAUGCACAACAUGCAGACACAUGCAGAGUCAAAUGAACCCGACAAGGUACAGACAAGUACACAUAUUUCAACAACAUACACAAAGAUACAUUCUGAGACACACAGCUACUCUCAUACGAACAGAAAUGCAGCCCAACCACAUGGUUCCUCUUCUUCGGCUGAACGGCACGCGCUCAAAAAGUCAAAAACUGCUGAAUACAAUCUGAUACAGGUCCAGGGGAGGAGUACAAGCGGUUCAUUGGGAGAACGUUUAGAGAUGACGCCGGUCCGACUGUGUCGCAGAGAGCUGAGACAGAUCUCUGCAGCAGACCUGCAGGUCUCUGGUUCUGCCACAGGAAGGCGACAGUCUGUUGUUGACACCAGCACUGAGUCAAUGGUGGAGGACUCAAUAGAAGUGUCCAGAAAUAGUGACAGAUGAACAUUUGCAUAUCUAUUCAUUGGCUUCACGUAGAUUGUAGUACUUAUGUGUCACUUGGCGCAUUUAGUGUCUAGUCACAUACUGCUUGAUGGAAAACACUUGAUUUAAGGACUCUGCUGGGCUUAAAGGUCAGUGAGAAGUGUCCACAAGGACAAUAAAUUACUUAAUGUAACAUCAUUUUUUACUUUUUUUAUGCUCUUUGUAAAAAACAUUCUUCAUGCCACUAUUGAUGCCUGGCCACAGGAGCCAUGAAAUGUGAGGGUUUUAUGACAUUGGGAGAAGAAGAUGGACUGGUUAACCCUCUUUUGUUUGUCUUCCAUGGCGGUCACGUGUUUCCUAGAUCGCAUCUCCGCUGCCAUGUUGUGAUGCCAGAGUGAAACUUUUGCAACGAUAGGCUCAGCUGUUGUCGCACACAAAUUCAGCACUGCACUUCCCAUGCCCACACCCACCACCACCACUACAUUACUUGGGCUCUAAUUCUGUCUCUUGUCCUAGAAAAAUCCUUGAAUGUGAAUAUGUUGUACACAUAGCAUUAAAUCGACUCUCCUUUUGCAAACACUGGUAGUGCAGAAUGCACAAUUAGUUAGGAAAUAAAACAAAGCUUUGUCUUUUGACAUCUUAAUUUACACUAUUGAGCACUUAAAAGUCCAGUAGAUAGAAUUUAUUAUUCUGCGCUACAGCAGUAAUAAAACUCUUGGUAGACUGUUUUUUUUUUAUCCACUGACUUUUUGAUACAAAAUGUGUGUGCAGCUGUUCAUUGUGUGUCUAUUGCAACGUAAUUUAUUUUUCUUCAUAUUUUCCUAUUACACUAAUAUAUUAAAAUUCCUCAUAUGCA